UACAGAAUGAGAAAGCUGCUGUCCAUCUACUUCACCAUGCUGGCUGUGGUGGUCGUGAUCCUGCUGGCUUCAUUCCAGGGAGCCAGCCCUCGCGGAGAUUACUUCCCUUUUCGAGUGCCCCUGGACCCACUUGGGACCUUGGAGCUCUCCUGGAACGUCAGUUACCCCCAGCAGGAGGUCUGCUUCCAGCUUCUAGUGAAGGAACUCCACUUCGGAAUUGUGUUCGGCAUGUCGGAUCGAGGGGAGCUAGAAAAUGCUGACCUUGCAAUCCUGUGGAGCGAUGGGCACAAAUCCUACUUUGGGGACGCCUGGAGCGAUGCUCAGGGACACAUUCGAUUGGACAGCAAGCAGGAUUACCAGCUGCUAGAGGCCCAUAGGGCUCCGGAGGGGUUCUACCUCACCUUCAAGAGGCCUUUCAGCACCUGUGACCCUAACGACUAUCUCAUCGAGGAUGGAACUGUUCAUCUCAUCUAUGGUGUCCUGGACAGGCCAGUGACCUCCCUCCCGGCUGUAAACAUGACCGUGGUCAGCAGGGGUCUCCAGAGGGUGCAGCUCCUCAAGCCCAAUAUCUCCAGUCCUGAGCUGCCUCCGGAUGUCCAGACCUUAGAAGUGCUUGCUCCCAACGUGUCCAUCCCUGGCCAGGAGACCACCUACUGGUGCUACAUCACAGAGCUGCCCAAAAACAUGCCCAAGAACCACAUCGUCAUGUAUGAGUCGGUGAUCACGCCUGGCAAUGAGGCCCUGGUUCACCACAUGGAAGUGUUCCAGUGCGCCCCGCAGUUCGACUCCAUCCCCCACUACAGUGGACCCUGUGACUCCAAGAUGAAACCCCAGCGCCUCAACUACUGCCGACAUGUGCUGGCAGCCUUGGGGGCCAAGGCCUUCUACUACCCUGAGGAAGCAGGGCUAGCUAUUGGGGGGCCUGAUUCCUCCAAAUAUCUCCGUUUGGAAGUCCACUACCACAAUCCACUACAGCUAAAAGGCAGCUUUGACUCAUCAGGAAUCCGUCUGUAUUACACCCCCACCCUUCGCAAGUACGAUGGUGGGAUAAUGGAGCUGGGGCUGGUGUACACACCAGUAAUGGCUAUCCCACCUCACGAGGACCACUUCCAACUAACAGGAUACUGCACUGAGAAAUGCACAGCUACACUUGUCGUACCUCUGUUCUUUCUACAGGAGAUCCGCAUGUUGAAGAAGAUGGUCACAGUGCUACCUGGAGAUGUCCUUUUAACAUCCUGCACUUACAACACACAGGACAGAGAGAAGGCUACAGUGGGUGGCUUUGGAAUCCUGGAGGAGAUGUGUGUUAACUACAUUCAUUACUAUCCACGUACAGAGCUGGAGCUCUGCAAGAGUGCUGUGGAUUACGGAUACCUGCAGAAAUAUUUUGCCUUCAUGAACAGGUUCCAUGAGGAUGAGAUAUGCAGCUGUCCUCAGGCUGCAGUUUCUGAACAGUUUGCUGCUAUUCCCUGGGACCCCUUCAGCAAAGACGUACUGCGGGCACUCUACAGCACUUCUCCCAUCUCUAUGCACUGCAACCAGUCCUCUGCCACACGUUUCCCAGGUGACUGGGAGAGACAGUCUUUACCACAGGUCACCACCAGCCUCCCCAAACCCCAGUACAAGUGCGAGACGACCAGGGACCCUCAACCACAGCCUCAGCCUCCUACAGUCAUUGAGGUUCGGACCCACAGCAAACUCUAACACCCAGGGUGCAAUGGAUUGGUAGGCCCUCUUCCCACAGAGGAUCACUGGGAAACACCACAAGCAUUAUCCUGUACAAUCAUGCAUAUAUCAUGGCUGCUCCCGCCCCAGUCUCUUCAACAGGACUUGCUGGGAGAGUCUUCUAUGGGGAGGAUAUUCAGUCCUGACACUCUGAUAAGGGGAACUGUCUGGAAAAGAAGCUUCUCCAAGAUAACAGACUAAAACAAUGCCACCCUUGUUCAGAUAUUCAGUGAUGGGAACAUAGGUUUGAAGGGUAGUGAACAAAAAAAAAAAAAGAAAACUUUUUUUUUUUUUUUUUUUAAUGCAUUUGCAUAUUAAAACAGAAUAUGAAGCCAAAACUUAGUCACUGUGUUUAUUUGUCACACAAUUCAUAACAGAACUGGAACAUGAUCAGCUCUAUGGCGGCAGGCUUUCUUGUCGGGUCUGAUGCAUAUGGUGGAGUCUGGGGGGGGGGGGAUAGGGAUGAA
Messenger RNA from Polyodon spathula (Mississippi paddlefish), 2192 nucleotides. Its product is annotated as dopamine beta-hydroxylase-like. Gene Ontology annotation, molecular function: dopamine beta-monooxygenase activity; copper ion binding. Gene Ontology annotation, biological process: dopamine catabolic process; octopamine biosynthetic process; norepinephrine biosynthetic process. Lineage: Eukaryota; Metazoa; Chordata; Actinopteri; Acipenseriformes; Polyodontidae. Bases 7 to 1704 code for a protein of 565 amino acids. Gene Ontology annotation, cellular component: secretory granule membrane. The record is from RefSeq and is a predicted model, not a curated record. The transcript has 11 exons.